Messenger RNA from Actinia tenebrosa (Australian red waratah sea anemone), 3518 nucleotides. RefSeq names its product scavenger receptor cysteine-rich domain-containing protein DMBT1-like. The record is from RefSeq and is a predicted model, not a curated record. Gene Ontology annotation, cellular component: membrane. NCBI's taxonomy places the organism in Eukaryota, Metazoa, Cnidaria, Anthozoa, Actiniaria, Actiniidae.
UUUCAGGCAAGAAAGAUGCAUUGCAAGAUAUUUUUUGGAAGAUUUCUGUUCUUCGUCAUCUUUUUCGACUGCGCUUCCUUGAAAGAUUCUCUAUUCGUUGACAUUCAAAACUCAAGUGGAACCAUAUCAAGCCCCAACUAUCCAGGACAAUAUCCCAAAAAUACCGAAGUCACGUGGAAAAUAACCAUCCCAAAUGGCACUAAAAUGGCUUUCUGGAUAAAUGACAUGGACAUCAAAAGUUACUUCAAUUGCUUCAUAGACUGGAUACGAGUAUAUGAUGGUCCACUCGUUACUAGUCUCCAGAUAGCGCACUUGUGUGGUACGUCCAAAGGGUUCCCAAUCCUGUCUAGUGGUAAAAGACUCGUUGURAAGUUCCAUUCAUCUAAUUCACAGAAAACUGGUUACAGAGGGUUUUCUGCGUCCUUUUCAWCAGCAAAACCGGGAAAACCUUGUUUUCCAUACUCUGGAGUAACCCUCACACAUCCUGAAGGAAAUAUCUCAUCACCAGGCUAUCCGCAGCCAUACCCGUCAUACACCGCGUGCCGAUGGGAUAUAAUAGGAAAAGAAGACCAUAAUAUUCAGCUGACGAUCAUCGAUACACAUAUCAAGACUGUGAUACGAUACUCUGAUAAAGAUUAUGUAUCCGUGAGGGAUGGAUUGGACAAGAACGAUAAAGAGUUAAUGCGGAUCUCCAGAACUAUUUCCAAACCAAUACUAGUGAUAUCAAAUGGAAGAAUAAUGUCUGUCACGUUUAUGAGCCGUCACAAUGACAGCCCRAACUUUUACCGAGGAUUUCAUGCUACUUAUAAGACUCUAUCAGUCAUUUGUGGUCAUUUCUCUAUCAAGAACCAGGCUUCCACACGAGGUUACUUUCACAGCACCAACUUUCCYAACCAAUACCCCCCAAACCACCUCUGUUUUUGGCGAUUCGAUGCUCCUCACGRCCACUUCGUUCGUCUUUUAUUUUUGACAUUUGAAACUGAACGCUUUUAUGAUAAGGUAACGAUCUAUGAUGGUAACACGACAAACAAUGAUAUGUUGGCCACCCUAAGUGGUUCUCAUGAUGAGUAUUUGGUCGAAUCGACUGGAGWAAGUUUAAUGGUACAGUUUAAAGCAGAUAGAGUAACGCAACUCAGAGGAUUCAAUGCCAGCUACCAGCUUUUACUAGACAAACGCUGCAAGAGAGGAGAUGUGAUAACCGUGAACAAGUCCUCCGGGUCUUUCCAUAUCUCGAACCAUCCAUUUCGUUACCCGGCCAAUUCUCUCUGCACCUGGAAUAUCACAGCACCGACAGGGUAUAGAAUAAACCUGACGUUGAGUACAAUGGACAUCGACCCCAGCCAACACUGUACAUCUGAUUUCAUGGAGAUACGUGAUGGGAAAACAAAGGGAAGCCCUCUCCUUGGAAAAUACUGUGGUAACAGCAGUGAUGUUCCGUUACCUGUCAUAUCUAGUGGUCCACACAUGUUGGUUAUUUUUACCUCUGAUGAUCUCAAUAAAGCUACAGGAUUCGUCGCUCAUUAUUCMAUGAUUCCUGCUCAGAACGAGUCUUCCAAGGUCAYCUGCUCUUUUGACCAUGGCYUGUGUGGUUGGCAGAGGUCAGGAUYAGUAUCAUCAUACUCCUGGGCUUUGUACAGCGGUAACUCAUAUAUGAGGUCCGACAACAGACCUUCAUCUCACCGUUCACCGGCAAAAGGAAGAUAUACCUACAUCAUUCAUGAAGGCACCGAUCACAGCAAAUCUUCAACUCUCAUCUUCUCUCCUUUUUCUGGGUCAAAGUGCAUUUCCUUCCAUUACAUCUUGCUUGGUGUUGACCAGACAGAAUUGAUACUAAGUGUCGGAGACAAGCAAGUCUACAAAAUGAAUGGUAACCAAGGCAACGAGUGGAAGAAAGCACUCAUCAACGUCACAGGACUGACUGGCGGGCUAUCUUUUAACGGUACUGUAUACCAUAAAGAGUCGUUUGUUGCCAUCGAUGAUGUUAAUGAAUCUGACAAUUGUAACGUGACGUCAUGUCAAGUAUUAGAAGCACCAGCCAAUAGCAGCAUGACCUGCACAUCUGUCAAUCAUAUUGGUAGCACUUGUACAUUUACAUGCUACCGUGGUUAUAUUUUGGAAGGACCUUCUUCUCGAUCUUGUCUCUAUGGGACAUGGACGAAAUGGCAGCCAUUUUGUUUGAAGGUACGUCUUGCAGAUGGUUCAUCACCAUUACAAGGYCGUGUAGAGAUCUCACAUAAAGGAGUCUGGGGCACAGUGUGUGGACAAACAUGGACCUUAAAAGAAGCUCGUGUUAUUUGUAGAAUGCUAGGUUUAUCUGACGCCUUUGCAGCCAUAAAACAUUCAUUCUUCGGUCAUGGGACAGGACAAAUAUGGCUGGCAGGAGUCCAGUGUACUGGGCUAGAGCGAUCAGUGACCGAGUGUAAACACGUGGACUGGGGAGAGGCAUCGAGCUGUACUCAUAACGAUGACGUAGGAGUCAUCUGUGGACGACCUGCCUUAUCCAUUCGUCUAGCUGAUGGCCAUUUCUCCAACCAAGGUCGCGUUGAAGUUGCUGUAAAUGGUUUAUGGGGGCAAGUCUGUGAUGAUUCAUUCGGUAUCGAAGAAGCUAUCGUUGCUUGUCGUAUGCUUGGUUUGCCUCCCCCUUAUACACUUGAGUCAAGCACUGUUUACCUUAAAGGAAGCAAGUAUGGGGAGGAUGGUAAACCAGUUUGGCUGUCAAGUAUUCGAUGCACUGGAAGAGAACUUGAUCUUCUGGCUUGUCAACAUGAGUUGGGAUAUGGUGAAUCGUUAUAUUGUAGAGGAUUAUGGCGAAGAGCAGGUCUGAUUUGUGGCGACACUCAAGUUUGUAAGUACGACAGACCUAACAUCAUGAACGCUAGCAGUGGCUCUAUAAUGACCGCCUAUUAUCCAGUCCCUGUAUCCGUGAUUACGUCACUUUAUAAMUGUAACUGGCUGAUCAAGGCCCAGGCGGGUAGUCACGUGAUCAUGACUGUAAUGAACGUCCAGUAUAGUCAGUAUGGUAGGAUACAGUUUCGGGAUGGUUACACCAUGCAAAGCCCUUUACUCGCUGAACUGUGGCAGUAUAAGUACAAAGAUGCCACAAGAACUCCACUCAUCAUCAGGUCUACCGGUCGUUACAUGUUAGUCUGGGAUAGAACCAUCAAUACAGGAUUUCACGCUAUUUACAGAACUGAAAAAAAUGGUUUUAGAUCUAGCUGUUCUCCUUUAAAAAUCCCUGUCAACGGUAACAUGACGUGUUCAUCCGGGAACCUCACUGGUAGCGUGUGUUCAUUUACGUGCAAUCGUGAAGGAGCCUUGAGUGGCCCUGCUAAUGUAACAUGUGGUGUUGAUGGACAGUGAAGUGACGACAGGCCGUUCUGUGUUGAUGUCAAAUUACUAAACGGUGAAAAACCAAACAUCGGAGAGAUAUAUAUUUCUAUUGAUGGCACCUGGRCAAAAAUCUGCCAUUACAAACCCUCUAAUACGCAUGUGUGGGGGUCAAGAGAAACCAACGUCGU